GACGCAUAAUCAUUUUCAUAAUUUUUUCAACAUGUAUACUUUAUAUAUAGAACAUAAACAUACGAGUAUAUAGCAGACAAAAAUAGAUUUGAGUAUAUAAGUGUGGAAUGAGCACACGAUCAGUGGGUCAUGGACCACGUAGCUCCGUACGGAGCCAUGGUUCAUCGUCAACAUCGAAUAGUGGUGAUCCACGAGAAAAAAUUAAGGAUUGCUUUCGUAAAUUAGUUGCAUUUAUGUGUACACAAGUUGGUGUUGGGGGAUUAAUUGUAUGUUAUGCUGUAUUCGGUGCUCUCGGUUUUCAAUCAAUUGAAACACAAGCAGAAAAUAAUCCACGCACGGAAGAAAUACAAAAUAUAAAAUAUUUACGACAGAAUUGUUCAAAUGAUCUUUGGCAAAUAACAUAUAUUCAUAAUGUUUUAAACAAAACUGCUUGGAAAUUAGAAGCAGAUCAUGUACUCAAAACUUUUCAAGAUGGAUUUGCUCAAGCUGUGAAAAAAGGCUAUGAUGGACGUGAUGCUGAAGAUAUUUGGUCAUUUCCAGCUGCUUUAAUGUUUUGUUUAUCAAUAUUUACAAUGAUUGGUUAUGGCAAUAUGGUACCACAAACUGCCUGGGGUAAAGGUACAACUGUUCUAUACGCCGUCUUUGGAAUACCCUUGUAUGUUUUGUACUUUUUAAACAUGGGAGAAAUUUUAGCACAAACAUUUCGAUGGCUUUAUACUUGGUUUUAUGAGUGUAGCACACCUCAAGAUGAAUUCGCCAAUGACAAAUCACGUAAACGGAUUAUUGUACCAUCCACAGCAUGCUUAUGGGUUAUGAGCGCGUAUGUAUUGACCGGUACAAUCAUGUUUGCAGAAUGGGAGGGUUGGAAUUAUUUAGAUAGCACAUAUUUCUGUGUUACAAGUUUAUGUAAAAUAGGAUUUGGAGAUUUUGUACCUGGUGCUAAUAUAUUGGAAUCAAGUAAAGGAAAUCAAACGAAACUAAUUAUAAACUUUGUGUACAUGCUACUGGGAAUGGGUCUUGUGGCUAUGUGUUAUAAUUUAAUGCGGGAAGAUGUUCGUGUUAAAGUUGAAGAAAUGAGAGAAGAUUUGGGACAAUGUAUGGAAGAUAUACGUUUACGAUUAGUGGCUUGUGCAAAUAAAUUUAAAUCAAAGGAUGAAUAUGAUUAAAUGUGAUUUUUUUCUAAUCUCAAUAGUUACAUUCUUUACUCACAUCAAAAUAUUAUGAAUACAUCAUUCUGUUUUGAUGGAAACACAUGCGUAUUAUUCUGCGUGAAAAAUGACGUAUGCUCAAUAAUAGAGAAUAUGCAUGCAAUGUUUUUUUCACCUUUCUUAACAAAAUAUGAAAAUAACGUAAAAGAGAUGACAAAAAGUGAAAUUAAAAUUUAUUAAUAUCGGCUAAGAAAUACGGAUGAUAUAAGCUUUUUAAAUUACCAAUUAGACAGAGUGAUCCGACAGAUACUGUGACGUCAUGCUAAAUUCUGUUUUGCUAGAAAGCAAUACAAACAAAUCUUUGUGACGAAAAACAAAAACAAAAUUAUGCAUAUUUUCUAUACUGUAUUCAUGUCAUUUACGGAUAUUUAAUAUACAUGCGCUUUCAUCAAAUGUAUGUUUUUUUUUAUAUAGAAAUUGGAAAAAUUAAAUUUUGUUUGUAAACUAUUCAUCAGAAUAUGAUUUUCUCAAAGUGCGAUUUAAUGGUGACGCUUGACGCUAAAUUAUACCAUGUGAUCAAAUUUGGCGAUAGAAGCUAGCGUCAAGCGCCACCAUUAAAUUGCACCGUUAGAACCUAUUAACUAAUUAGUCCCCGAACAUGUCCUUGCUCUUCGUCAAAGCAGUCUUAACUUGAAUACUUAUUUAAUGAAGUUAGGUAUAUUUUUAAACACCAAAUUCAAUUUUUCUAGUUGUUAAGUUGAAACCUUUUUAA
Messenger RNA from Chrysoperla carnea, 1920 nucleotides. Its product is annotated as TWiK family of potassium channels protein 18. Gene Ontology annotation, cellular component: membrane. Gene Ontology annotation, molecular function: potassium ion leak channel activity. Bases 108 to 1166 code for a protein of 352 amino acids. The record is from RefSeq and is a predicted model, not a curated record. Gene Ontology annotation, biological process: stabilization of membrane potential; potassium ion transmembrane transport. The transcript has 2 exons. Lineage: Eukaryota; Metazoa; Arthropoda; Insecta; Neuroptera; Chrysopidae.